Molecule: messenger RNA, 3498 nt
Organism: Columba livia (rock pigeon)
Lineage: Eukaryota; Metazoa; Chordata; Aves; Columbiformes; Columbidae
Gene: ANKRD13B
Product: ankyrin repeat domain 13B
Exons: 15
Coding region: 476-2572 (698 amino acids)
Cellular component (GO): cytoplasm
Molecular function (GO): protein binding
Source: RefSeq, a predicted model, not a curated record
AAGGGGGAUGCACCGCUCGGCAGUGGCCCCAUGGCAGGGUGGGGGGCAGCAGGGUGGGGAGCCAGGAGCGUGGCGCCGGCAGGAGGCCGAGACGGCCGGCGGAGGCCCAGCCUCGCAUUGUUCUCGGGCGGCAGCCGGAAAAUGCGACGCCCGCCCCGGAGAAACGCAGGCGGAAAAGGAAACGGGGCUGGGGGCCCGCGCCUGCUGCUGCCGGGGGGUGGGCUUGGGGUCCCCGGCCUGACCCCUGCCCGGACCCCGCCAGGACCCCUUCACCCCUGCUCCGUCUUGUGCCCGGACCUGCUGACCCAUGGGGGGAGCGGGGGUCAGCCGGGAGGUGGGAAAUCAGCCUGGGGGUUGACUUGGAGGGGGUCUGAGUGCCAGCGGGGUGACCCUUCGCAGCCACCCCCGCUGAGUCGGGGGCCGCGGCGACAGAACGAGCAGUGCGGAGAGGCGGGGGGCGGCGAGGAGGAGGAGGAUGAAGGGGGCGAUGCCGGACAGGGUGACUACAAGUCCCAUGAGGCCGGGCGGUGCGGGGGGGCGCGGGGGAAGCACCGGGCGGGAGGUGCCGUGCCCGCCCCGCCCCGCGCCCCCCCUGCCCCGCUCCGCCCCGCCCCGCGCCGCGCCCGCCGCGCCGCUCCAGCAUGCACGGAGGAUGCUCGCGUCUUGCUCAGGCAGGAAGGGGCCGGAGGGCAGGUACCCGCUGCACUACCUCGUCUGGCACAACCGCGCCCGCGACCUGGACCGGGAGCUCAGCGCCAAGCAGGCCGACAUUGAGCAGCUGGACCCCCGAGGACGCACCCCGCUGCACCUGGCCACCACGCUGGGCCACCUCGAGUGCGCCAGGGUGCUGCUGAAGCAUGGCGCCGACGUGGGCAAGGAGAACCGCAGCGGCUGGACAGUCCUGCAGGAGGCUGUGAGCACCCGUGAUCUGGAGCUGGUGCAGCUGGUCCUGCGCUACCGGGACUACCAGAGAGCCAUCAAACGCCUGGCUGGGAUCCCCAUCCUGCUAGAGAAGCUGCGCAAGGCCCAGGACUUCUACGUGGAGAUGAAGUGGGAGUUCACCAGCUGGGUGCCACUGGUGUCCAAGAUCUGCCCCAGCGACACCUACAAGGUGUGGAAGAGUGGCCAGAACCUGCGGGUGGACACCACGCUGCUGGGCUUUGACCAUAUGACGUGGCAGCGGGGCAACCGCAGCUUUGUAUUUCGGGGACAAGACACCAGCGCGGUGGUGAUGGAGAUUGACCACGACCGGAGGGUGGUCUACUCGGAGACCCUGGCCCUGGCUGGCCACGACCAGGAGGUGCUGCUGGCUGCUGUGCAGCCCACUGAGGAGCAGGUGAUGGGGCGGCUGACGGCCCCCGUCGUCACCACCCAGCUCGACACCAAGAACAUUGCCUUCGAGAGUGCUUUGUGUCACCCCAGGAACAAGUCUGGGAUCCUGGGCUGGAGAAGUGAAAAGACUGAAAUGGUGAAUGGGUACGAGGCCAAGGUCUAUGGUGCGUCCAACGUGGAGCUGAUCACGCGGACGCGGACUGAGCACCUUUCAGACCAGCACAAGGGCAAGAGCAAAGGCAGCAAGACCCCCCUGCAAUCCUUCCUGGGCAUUGCCGAGCAGCACGUGGGGCCCAACAAUGGGACGCUGAUCACGCAGACUCUGAGCCACGCCAACCCCACGGCCAUCACCCCUGAGGAGUACUUCAACCCCAACUUCGAGCUGGGCAACAGGGAUAUGGGGCGACCCAUGGAGCUCACCACCAAGACACAGAACCCGGUGCCUGUCCCCGGCAGGUUCAAGGCGAAGCUGUGGCUGUGCGAGGACCACCCACUGUCCCUCUGCGAGCAGGUUGCCCCCAUCAUCGACCUCAUGGCAAUAAGCAACGCACUCUUCGCCAAACUGCGGGACUUCAUCACCCUGCGCCUCCCGCCCGGCUUCCCUGUCAAGAUUGAAAUACCCAUCUUCCACAUCCUCAAUGCCCGCAUCACCUUUGGAAACCUCAACGGGUGCGACGAGCCCGUCAGCUCCCUGCGGCACAGCCCCAGCAGCGAGGCGCCCUCGCCCAGCAGCGACUCCUCCAGCGUCAGCAGCUCCAGCUCCCUGACCUCAUGCCGGGCGUGCGAGAUGGACCCGGCGCUAUUUGAGGUGCCGCGGGGGUACAGCGUGGUGGGCACCCACCAGGACACCCUGCGGGAGGACGAGGAUGACCUGCUGCAGUUUGCCAUCCAGCAGAGCCUGCUGGAGGCGGGCAGCGAGUAUGACCAGGUCACCAUUUGGGAAGCGCUGACCAACAGCAAACCGGGCACCCACCCCAUGUCGCACGAGAGCCGCCGAGGAGACAGGUUGGACUCCCCAGCACACGGCGGCCCCCCAGCCCCCUGUCAGCCCGGCCCCCGGGGGCGGUGGCGGGGGGCCCAGCACCCUGUUCCCCAGCUACGCGGAGCAGCUGCGCUUGGCCAUGGCGCUGUCGGCACGGGAGCAGGAGGAGGCCGAGCGCCGGACGCGCCAGGAGGAAGAGGAGCUGCAGCGGAUCCUGCAGCUCUCGCUGACGGAGAAGUGAACCCGCAUCCCCACUGAGCGCCCCCCCCGACCCCAAUGGGGAUGGGGAUGUGGCCAGUGCUGUGUAUGGGGGCACGGAGUGAGGUGGGGGGAGCCAGCCCAAGCACUGUGGAGGGGAAAUGGGGAGGGGGGUGGUGCAGGAUUUGGCCCUGGCAUGGGGGAGAUCAUCCCCAUAGCUGGGGUGGAACUGGGGUGCAGGGGGACACACACCCAGCAGCAGGACAGGGUGGGUGGGGGUGGCAGCCCUGCAGGGACCAGGGGGGGCAACCCCACAGACUGUACUGCCCCACUGGAAUAGCCCUAGCCCCUCCAAAUGCCCUGUGGGGUGCUGCUCAGCCCCUUGCACCGGGAAGGCAGUGGGGGGCACAUCCUGCCCCAGAUGGGGGGGCUGCCCCCAGCUGUGUGGGGUCCUGGCGUGCCCCAGAGCUGGGGGUCUCCAGCCAGCCCCCUCAGCCCCCUGCCCAGGCGCUACCAAGUGCACUUACCCUGGGAGCUGCUCUGCCUGCCAAUGGGGGGGUGGCUCAGCCCCAUUGCACCCCACAGCCAGCAUGGGGCUGCAUGGCUGGCCCCCACCCCAGCUUGGGGGUCAGCUGAGGGGGUGUCUGUGAAAAAUCACCCAGUGCCACUCUCCCUUAGCCCCUGCUCGCACCCCCAUGCCCCGCUUGGAUGCCCCUCCUUGGCAGUGCUGCACCCCUUGUCCUGGGCACUGACCCCGAAAGAAACCUUACGUCAAAUGGUGCUAACCCUUACCCCCCCCUGUCCCGGGCUGCUCCUCCUUUGCACAUGGGGGGCCGGGGGCUGCGGGGGGGGCCAGGCUCGCUCCCCUGGGACUUUUCACAGCUGGUGGACCCCCCCACGCACCCCACAAGCGACGUCUGGGCCAAGGCUGAGGGAGCCCAAGCAGCUCCGUCCGCUGCCAACACCAAUAAAUGCUCUUUAAUGUU